Molecule: messenger RNA, 2746 nt
Organism: Ectocarpus sp. CCAP 1310/34
Lineage: Eukaryota; Phaeophyceae; Ectocarpales; Ectocarpaceae
Source: the annotation of a GenBank genome assembly
AUGUCAAAGCAGGCCCUUACCACUGAGAGGUGGCCGAAACCCCGCAAGCAGGGGGUGGAGUGGGCGUCGUCGUUAACUCAGCACGCUGCCUGCCCACCAGCCCAACCUCGGCCUUCCGUGAUCCAUCUUCACCGCAAUUUGAUCGCCGAAACGCAGGAGACGGCCCGAGCGUUCGAGACCCUGACGUCGCACGACCAGUGCUCCAAGUUUCGGAGUUGGCUCGACUCUAACAGGGAGGCGGUGGCGCAGCUGGACCACGACCUGCCCGAUACGACGGGGACGUCCCCGCCUCCGCCCACCAUACCCUCCACCCCCCGUUCCGCGGAGCCCCCCGCUCGAACACGCCGGGGGCCUCGCAGAAGCCAAAGUGGCGUCGUCGACGGUGGCGAAGAAGGAGCUGCUGGCCUGCACCAGCCCCCUGCUGCUGGUGGUGGCGGGGCAAUGCGAGGUCACCAACCUUGGGGAGGGGGCGCCGUAGAGGGGGGCACCACGAAUGUCACAGAGGGGGCGAGGGGGGGGCAGGCGGCAUCUCCGCGGUUUCGGUUUCGGAGCCAGGCGGACGUGGGUGGGGGGGCGGGCAACGAUAGCGGCGGAGCCCCCCUGGGAACCGGCGGUAGAGGGGCGGGAGGCGUUUCGUUUGCGCUGGACAUGGACCAGUCGCCGUGAGGCGGCGAGAAUCGGAAGGAGUCAAGAGCUCCCUCUGUGUGUUCGGUAUUUGCACCCGCUAUCCUAGCUGCUUGCCCUGCGCCAAUGUUGGCGUAUGGUACGUACAUAGAGAAGCUUCACGUUUUUUGGGGAGGUCAUGCCUCCGGGUGCGGCUGUUGGCGACGUUUCGAUGGCUGUGUUUUUGUUGUUCUCCUCGGUGCCGCAGCAUGGGUAGUGGAACCACGGUGUGGCCUAUCGUGGAGCUCCCCGCAGUUGAAUGGUAAUUUUCGCGGUUUCGGCCAACCCUCCUCGUUAAGAAGUACAACGCCUUCCUGAUUGCCGAGGACGUAUGUAGGGUCGGUGUGUCCUCAAACAGCCACCAUCCUUGCCAACACCCGGGGCUAAGCAAGACUUUCGCUAAAAACGACGACCAAAUGGAUCCCCCCUCGCCGCCUUCGCCCGGAGUGGAGAAACGGUGCGCUUGGAACUUUUGCGCUGGAUCCUUUUGUGUGAAAUUGUGUGGGUCGCAGCCACCCACAUCGCCCACACCCGGAACCGAGCAAGACUUCGUUAAUUUUGCUUAAAACGGACGCAGAAACGGCUCUCCCGCUGCCGCCUUCUCCCAGAGCCGAGAAACCGUGUGCUUCGGACGUUUUCGCUUGAUUUUUUUGUUUUUUGUCGGUUGGUUGUGUGGGGGCGACAACUGAACCUCGACUCUCGCAGAAAGGAACGGAACUGUCCUAGAUCGGGCCGCGCUUUGGCGUCGGAGUGCCUGAUCGCCACGCGGCACGGGAGGCUGGUGGGUGUAUAGGGCGGGAUUAUUCUGAGCCACCCGCAAGCUGUCGCUUGCUGGAAUAACGUUUCCGGUUGUGGAGCCCGCAGUUUGGGGUCAUGGUGAGGGACUUCCAAUCGUUGCGUCGCGUGAUUGCGGAUGUUUCCGGCUGUGAAGCGGAAAUUUGGAGUGGUGGUGACGGAUUUCCAUCCUCUUCGUGGCGUGAUUGCGGAUAUUCCGUUUGUGAACCGACAAUUUGACGUGGUUGUGAGGGAGUUCCAAGCGUUGCAUCGCGUGAUUGCGGAUAUUGUCGUUUGUGAACCAACGAUAUGAGGUGGUAUUGAGGGAGUUUGUAGCGUUGCACGGGGUGAUUGCGGAUAUUUUCCGGUUGUGAACCGACGAUAUGAGGUGGUAUGGAGGGAGUUUGAAGCAUUGCACGGGGUGAUUGCGGAUAUUUUCCGGUUGUGAACCGACAAUUGGAGGUGGUGUUGGAGGAGUUUCAAGCUGCGUGGUGUGAUUGCAGAUAUCAAGGUUGUUUGGUGAAGGUAGGUUCGUUACACUGUAGGGCAGGGGGCGGGGCGGGGCAGAAGACGAUAGCCGGGUCAUAACAGAACUCUAGAAAACCUCUGCGUGCUGUGAUCCGUCUUACGCGGUAGCGAAAACUUCCCAUGUUGCCGGUCCUUUCUUGGAGUUUAGAAGUAUAACUUUGGAGGACGAUUCCUCCCGCGAGAAAGUUGGCAACACCAAGCGAGGUAUAUCCCUGCCCUCCUCUGGACGUUUCGGAGCGGGACUGGCUUGUGCAAGGUCGUCCUCUCCCUGUGGCAUGUUCGCCUUUGUUUCCGAAGACGUGCUUGUGCGUGAAGGCGUGCACAGGUUCAAGGUACUCUCUCGUGGUCGGUGGCUUGUUCACUUUCUUUUUUUGAAGGCGUGCUUGUGCGUAGUAUAAGCUCCUGCAGCCACACAUCCUGUCGUUUUUUAUCUUCUAGCUUGUUGCGUUUGGUGUGGCUGGUCCCGAUUCCGGCGCCGCUGGCGCCGAGAGAGAGCGAGAGAGCGAGAGCGAGGGAGAGAGAGAGAGAGAGAGGUGACGGAAUGUGACAUGUUGACAUGUUUCUCGUGAACAGACGGCAGUACUCGGGUUCAUGCUCCGCAGAUUACUGUUGCAUCGUUGGGGAUCUGUGGAGGUAUCAUUACAACCACAGGUGUGGUGUUGUCCGGAUGGUUUCUUGUUUCUAGUUGUGUGAGUGCGCUUCGUUUCCGUUCCUUGUUGUCAGUAAGCAAGUACAGGGGCGUUCGCGUGAAUAAACACCGAGGUUGCUCAUGUUUUUUGUG